Rubroshorea leprosula is the source of this 750-nucleotide messenger RNA. Lineage: Eukaryota; Viridiplantae; Streptophyta; Magnoliopsida; Malvales; Dipterocarpaceae. The record is from the annotation of a GenBank genome assembly.
GGAAGCUUCCGGAUCUACUCUGCUCUUCCCUCUGCUGUCCGUCGGCUGCUCUUGUUUGUGGGGGCGAAUUGCUUCGAUUUUUGGUAAGAAAUAUCCAUGAAUCUGCCUUCUCUAGCUUUGAAUUGCCUUGGGGUUACUUUAAUUCCCUUUUUUUUCUCCAAUUUUGGGUAAACGUGAGUCCCUGCAGAAUUUUCCUUCCAUGCCGCCGGCUCUUCCCCAAAUUGCAGCUCCAGCCUUGCUUGCUGGAUUCUGGUAUGUGGCAGCCUGUAAUUGCACCAAACCAGAAGUCCUUCUUCAGUCCGCGCUUCCACUUCAAGAUGACCUGCAAAGCCCUGAGGUGGAACUCGGGGUAGACACUCCAAUGCUUAAGUCAGCAAUAAUCGGGGCCUUUGUGAGGUAUCCACGUGGCUUGCUUAGCAGGACAAUCAGAGCCUGACGUGUUUAUCCAGACGAUUAUUUCGGAACCGAGAAUUUGAGAGAUUUUCUGUUUUCUGGGUUUGAUUAUAAGAUGGAAUUUGGUUUUUUUGGCCAAGCAAAUAGAUUUUGUUGGUUUAAUUUGUUAGUUCUGUGAAUUUAAUUUGUUUGUAACUUUUUGCAUUAUCUUUGUGAGUUUGGGAUUUGUUUGUUGGGUUAGAUCUUAAGAUGGGUUGUGUGUUUUUUGACCAUACAUAUUGGAUUUAUGGUUUUUGUUAGUUUUGUCAAUUUUGUCUAUGAUUUUUGGCUUCAUUUAUAUAAAUUUUUUUUUUUCAC